Messenger RNA from Pipra filicauda (Wire-tailed manakin), 886 nucleotides. Its product is annotated as myosin light chain, embryonic. Gene Ontology annotation, cellular component: myosin II complex. The coding region runs from base 98 to 643 and encodes 181 amino acids. NCBI's taxonomy places the organism in Eukaryota, Metazoa, Chordata, Aves, Passeriformes, Pipridae. The record is from RefSeq and is a predicted model, not a curated record. Gene Ontology annotation, molecular function: calcium ion binding. The transcript has 7 exons.
CGUAUAUAAGGGAAGGAGCAGCCUUUGCCUUUCAUCCCUCCGUUCCCUUCCCUCGCUGGGCGGCAGGAGUCCCCCUGCACCUCCGCAAAUCCCGGCGAUGCCGCUCAAGAAACCCGACCCCAAGAAGGAAUCGGCCAAAGCAGGCUCGGAGCGGGAGCCUGCCUUCGAUCCCAAGAGCGUGAAGAUUGAAUUCACAGCAGAGCAGAUCGAAGAGUUCAGAGAAGCCUUCGGGCUGUUUGACCGGACGCCCGCGGGGACGAUGCAGAUCAGCUACGGGCAGUGCGGGGACGUGCUCCGGGCGCUCGGCCACAACCCCACCAACGCAGAGGUCCUGAAGGUGCUGGGCAAGCCCAAACCAGAAGAAAUGAACACAAAGAUGCUGGACUUCGAGACCUUCCUGCCCAUCCUGCAGCACUUCACCCGCAACAGGGAGCAGGGCACCUUCGAGGACUUCGUGGAAGGGCUGCGCGUCUUCGACAAGGAGGGCAACGGGAUGGUGAUGGGGGCCGAGCUGCGCCACGUGCUGGUCACGCUGGGGGAGAAGAUGACGGAAAGCGAGGUGGAGCAGCUCAUGGCAGGGCAGGAAGAUGCCAAUGGCUGUAUCAACUAUGAAGCUUUUGUCAAGCACAUCAUGUCUGGCUGAAAGGAAAAACUUCAGGCUCUUGGAAAUGUUUGAACCCACCUGAGCACCAGGAAGAGGGAGAUUCCUCCAUCCCUGUCCUUUCCAUGGGAUGUUUCCACGUGAGCCACCCCUCCUUGGUCUCCGUGUGUGUGCCUAAGCCUGGUAUUAAAUAAGACACUGGCAACUUGGUUUGAAACCUUAAGUUAUUCUUUUUGGGUUUUCCCUGCGACGUUUGGCUCAUUAAACGAAUUCCUUCCUCCCUGA